UCUGCUUGUACAACUGUUUCUAAUUACUUCCCUGCCUAGACUCUGCACUUGAGGGGUUUGGUACCAGCACCCCGCCCAGAGCCGUGCCGCUGCCCAAAUCCUCGCAGGCAGCUCAUCAAGGCACUUGGGGCUUCGGGUAGAGGCCCGACCUGCACGCCCUGGUGUCCGUGUGUCCGUCUGCAGGCGGCCUUCGGGUGGCAUCUCUCCUUGCCGCGGCCUCCCCCUCCCCCGCACCAGGAGCCCCACCCAGCAGGAGCGCAGCUCGCCGCACCGCCCAGGAGCUCAGCAUGAGUCCCGCGGGCUUCAAGAACUUCUUGCUGCUGGCGUCCUCCCUUCUCUUCGCGGGGCUGUCAGCUGUUCCUCAGAGCUUCUCGCCGUCUCUGAGAAGCGGGACUGGUGCCGCGUGCAGGCUGUCCCGGGCUGAGUCGGAGCGCCGGUGCUGGGCUCCCGGGCAGCCCCCAGGGGGCGCUCUGUGCCACGGCCGCGGCCGGUGCGAUUGCGGGGUCUGCAUUUGUCACGUGAACGAGCCCGGCGUGUACUUCGGGCCCCUGUGCGAGUGCCACGAGUGGGUGUGCGAGACCUACGACGGGAGAACCUGCGCAGGCCAUGGUAAGUGUGACUGUGGCAAGUGCAAAUGUCAGGAAGGUUGGUUUGGGGACGCGUGCCAGUACCCAACUCACUGUGACCUGACGAAGAAAAAGAGUAACCAGAUGUGCAAGAAUUCUCAAGAUGUCAUCUGCUCUAAUGCAGGUACAUGUCACUGUGGCAGGUGUAAGUGUGAUAAUCCAGAUGGAAACAGCCUCGUGUAUGGUAAAUUUUGUGAGUGUGACGACAGAGAAUGCAUAGACGAUGAAACAGAAGAAAUAUGUGGAGGCCAUGGAAAGUGUUACUGUGGAAACUGUUACUGCGGGUCUGGUUGGCAUGGAGAUAAAUGUGAAUUCCAGUGUGAUAUCACCCCCUGGGAGAGCAAGCGAAGAUGCACGUCUCCAGAUGGCAAAAUCUGCAGUAACAGAGGGACUUGUGUGUGUGGUGAAUGUUCUUGCCAUGAUGUUGACCCAACCGGAGACUGGGGAGAUAUUCACGGGGACACCUGUGAGUGUGACGAGAGGGACUGUAGGGCUGUCUAUGACAGAUACUCUGAUGACUUCUGUUCAGGUCAUGGGCAGUGUAAUUGUGGAAAAUGUGACUGCAAAGUAGGCUGGUAUGGGGAAAAGUGUGAGCACCCACGUUCCUGCCCACUGUCAGCAGAGGAGAGCAUCAAGAAGUGCCAAGGAAGUUCCGAUCUGCCUUGCUCUGGAAGGGGUAAAUGUGAAUGCGGCAAGUGCACCUGUUACCCUCCGGGAGACCGCAGGGUGUACGGCAAGACGUGCGAGUGCGAUGACCGCCGCUGUGAAGGCCUAGACGGCACCGUCUGUGGGGGACACGGAACAUGCUCCUGUGGUCACUGCGUGUGUGAGAGAGGCUGGUUCGGGAAGCUCUGCCAGCACCCGCGAAAGUGCAACAUGACGGAGGAGCAAAGCAAGAGUUUGUGCGAAUCGGCGGAUGGCAUAUUGUGCUCGGGGAAGGGCUCUUGCCACUGUGGAAAGUGCAUUUGCUCUGCGGAAGAGUGGUAUAUUUCUGGAGAACUCUGUGACUGUGACGACAGGGACUGUGACAAGCAUGACGGCCUCAUCUGCACAGGGAAUGGACUUUGUAGCUGCGGGAGCUGUGAGUGCUGGGAUGGAUGGAACGGAAACGCGUGCGAAAUCUGGCUUGGCACAGAGUAUCCUUAACAAUAACAUGGGAGAGGACUGGAGUCUUUACUUUCCUAGGCCAUUAGAACAAUAUAAAUGCAAAGGAAACCUUGUAUAAUCACCACUAGGACAGGUCAAACAGACUAUUGUAUGUUUUUCUCUUUCUGAAUGCCUGCAUGAAGUCUGGGUACCCAUUAAAAAAUGAGUUAAGCAAAGUCUGAUGUAAAUAACGCUAGAAAGAAUUUGUCUUCCAGGAUUUACAUCAGUGGUUCUCAACAAGGGUGACUUUCGCCACCUGGAAAACACUUGGCAACGUGUACGGACAAUUUCGAUUGUCAUGCUGGGUGGGGUGGGAGGGCGAGCGACAGACCUCUAGUGGCUAGAGGCCAGGGAUGCUGCUGAACAUCCCACGGCAAAAAGUUAGCGGACUCCAAA
Molecule: messenger RNA, 2168 nt
Organism: Ailuropoda melanoleuca (giant panda)
Lineage: Eukaryota; Metazoa; Chordata; Mammalia; Carnivora; Ursidae
Gene: ITGBL1
Product: integrin subunit beta like 1
Exons: 11
Coding region: 288-1772 (494 amino acids)
Biological process (GO): cell adhesion mediated by integrin; cell migration; cell-matrix adhesion
Cellular component (GO): focal adhesion; integrin complex; cell surface
Molecular function (GO): integrin binding
Source: RefSeq, a predicted model, not a curated record